This is a messenger RNA of Ruditapes philippinarum (Manila clam), 1610 nucleotides long. RefSeq names its product zinc finger protein 462-like. The transcript is spliced from 3 exons. NCBI's taxonomy places the organism in Eukaryota, Metazoa, Mollusca, Bivalvia, Venerida, Veneridae. Gene Ontology annotation, cellular component: nucleus. The record is from RefSeq and is a predicted model, not a curated record. Gene Ontology annotation, biological process: regulation of gene expression. The coding region runs from base 45 to 1610 and encodes 521 amino acids.
CAAAUGCAAAGAAUGCGGUGAAAAGCGUGAGAGUAAAAAGUGGUAUGUACGCUCAUUUUAAAACAAAGUGUAACAAACCAGUGAUGAAAUGCUCUUUAUGUUCUUUCCAGAAUACUGUAAAGGCAGCUAUAUAUAGGCAUGCAUCGAAAAGACAUUCUGGUAAAAAGAUAACAGUUUUAAAUCUACCUAUGUCUUCAAAAUUCAAAUUGAUUAAAAUACCAGUCAGACAAGACAAAGGGAUGUUGAAGCAUUUGCCCUCGUCGUCGAGUUUUGAUUCUGCUGAAUCGCUGUCUGAAGCUUUGUCGGAUGCUAAUGAAGCAGAUGGAUCAGACGAGGAACAAAUUAGAUGUCAGUUGUGCGUGUCAUAUUCAUGCGAGUCGGCCAUGAAGUUGCAGUUUCAUAUUAAUACAACCCAUCAAGGUACAAUGUUGUACUGCAAGGAGUGUUCCUAUAAAACACCAUUAGUGAGACACAUGAUGAACCAUUGUCAAAAUUUGCAUCUACAGAAAGUUGCUCGAUAUGCAAAAGAGCCAGUAAAAAAAACUGUCCCCAAUAUAAUUAAACAAGAAAAGGUAUCAAAACCAGUGAAUAUCAUCUCCGAUGAUCAAGUGGUUAUGGCCAAAUGUCCAAAAUGUGACAAGAAAUUUACAUCAGUGACUACUGUUCUGAAACAUCUGUACAUCCAUUUUAACUACAAACCAUUCUGUUGCAAGUAUUGUGAUAGUAAAUUUUCAAGAGAAGACCAUUGUAAACUUCACGUAAAAGCAGUGCACUCGGAUAAACCGGAGCAAUAUGACAUGAAAACCGAUGAAGCUAUAGAACAGAAAAUAAAGAAACUUUAUGAAAGUGCCAAAAGAAGUACAAUAAAACAAAAGAUGAUGCUUGGAAAAUUUAGACCAGCAAAAUUAAACAAAAUGGAGCUGAUAGAGGAAGGCAUUCGAAGGAAAGAUAAGCUGUUUUACUGUGACUUUUGUCAGUACAGUUCUGACAGAAAAGCAACUAUAAGGAAACAUGUAUCUGCAGUACAUGCUGGUAUCAGUAAAAAACGGCCUCUGGUAAUUGAUAGUGAUACAGAACUGCCUGCUAAAAAGUUUGCUAAAAAAACAGACGGUGACACUAAUGAUACCAGUAUUGAUGAAGAAGAAGAUGAUGAAAAUGAGCAAGAAGAGGAACUGCAGCCUUUGAAAUAUAAAGUGGUCAAGACACCAACUGGAAGCAAAAAGUUUAAAUGCACUGGUUGUGAUUAUAUGAAUCCUAAGAAAAAAAAUCUGAAGCUUCAUGUGGCCAGACACCAUAGUGUGAAGACGGAACCAGCAUUUAAGUGCUUAAGCUGUUCUUACACUUCAGCUAAUAGUUCCAAAAUGUACACCCAUUACAAAUGUCACCACCCUACAAUGAAGACUGUCAAGUUUGUGAACAAAGUUGGAGAAGUUGUAACUCAAGAUAUGAAUGAAAGGUCAUCUCCAGGAAAGUUUUCAAGGUCAUCGUGUAGUCCUGCCAGAACAUACACAGAAUCUGGAUCUAGUGAUGCUUCACCAGUCAACCAGUCAAACAAAGUUAAAUGGAGUGACCAGAUACAAUUGUACUAUAUUGUAGUUACUCUGGAAUAG